Odocoileus virginianus texanus is the source of this 2582-nucleotide messenger RNA. RefSeq names its product deltex E3 ubiquitin ligase 2 (gene DTX2). Gene Ontology annotation, biological process: Notch signaling pathway; protein ubiquitination. Gene Ontology annotation, cellular component: nucleoplasm. Lineage: Eukaryota; Metazoa; Chordata; Mammalia; Artiodactyla; Cervidae. Gene Ontology annotation, molecular function: ubiquitin protein ligase activity; zinc ion binding. The record is from RefSeq and is a predicted model, not a curated record.
ACGCGCACUGGAACCCGAGGAAGCUGCGACGCCGAGUUUCACUCAGGCUGCCUCUUCGUUAGAGUGGGAGCUACAGCCGGAGCAGUGCCCAGGCCGAAGCGGAGCUGCAGUCUGAGCGCGGCGGUGUCCUCCGCCCGCCUGCCUCGCUCUCUUCAGUCUCGGUCUCCUGGCAGCACUGGGCAAUGAACCCAAGACUCCAGCCCAGUGUGGUCUGAAGCUGUUGGAGAAGACAGGGCGUCCUGGGGAAGAUGGCCAUGGCGCCGAGCCCUUCCCUGGGUCAGGUGUACACCAGCCCGGUGGCAGUGGCCGUAUGGGAGUGGCAGGAUGGGCUGGGCACCUGGCACCCCUACAGCGCCGCCGUCUGCAGCUACAUCGAGCAGCAGUUUGUGCAGCAGAAGGGCCAGCGCUUCGGGCUGGGGAGCCUGGCCCACAGCAUCCCCUUAGGCCAAGCCGACCCCUCGCUGGCUCCUUACAUCAUCGACCUCCCCAGCUGGACGCAGUUCCGCCAGGACACUGGCACCAUGCGGGCCGUGCGGAGGCACCUGUUCCCGCAGCACUCGGCCCCCGGCCGGGGCGUCGUCUGGGAGUGGCUGGGUGACGACAACUCCUGGACGGCCUACGAGGCCAGCGUCUGCGACUACCUGGAGCAGCAGGUGGCCCGGGGCAACCAGCUCGUGGACUUGGCGCCCCUGGGGUACAACUACACCGUCAACUACGCCACCCACACGCAGACCAACAAGACUUCCAGCUUCUGCCGGAGCGUGCGGCGCCAGGCAGGGCCCCCGUACCCGGUGACCACCGUCAUCGCUCCGCCGGGCCACACGGGGGUGGCCUGCUCUUGCCAUCAGUGCCUCAGCGGUGGUACCACCGGCCCCGUGUCAGGCCGCUACCGCCACUCCAUGACCAACCUCCCUGCCUACCCCGUCCCCCAGCCCCCCCACAGGACCGCCAUUGUUUGGGGGACCCACCAGGCCUUUGCUCCAUACAACAAGCCCUCCCUCUCCGGGGCCAGGUCGGCGCCCAGGCUGAACACCACCAACCCCUGGGCCGGGGCGCCAUCCUCCCUGGGGAACCCACCCCUCUACCGCUCCAGCCUCUCCCACCUGGCAUCGCAGCACCAGUCUUCAGGACUGUCCACCACCAGCGCAGCCAGUGCCUCCCUGCCCAGCGGUUUGGCGAGCAGCCCCCGGAGCGUCCCUGCCACGGUGCCCGUGCAGAUGUCGAAGCCCAGCCGGGUCCAGCAAGCCCUCGCAGGCAUGACGAGUAUUCUGAUGUCAGCCAUUGGACUCCCUGUGUGUCUUAGCCGCGCACCCCAGCCCGCCAGCCCUCCCGCCUCCUGUCUGGCCUCUAAAAGUCACAGCUCAGUUAAGAGAUUGAGGAAAAUGUCCAUGAAAGGGCUGGAUCUGUGGGCAGUGCCGCUUCCUGAGACACCCGGGGUUUGCUCUGAAAACACACGGCGUUCAGCAGACCGUCUGGCCUUCCUGGGCUCAGAUGUCCUUUUGCGGGGAGGGCCCCCAAAGCCAGAGCCAGAGCAGGUGAUCAGAAACUACACCGAAGAGCUGAAGACGGCCCCAGAGGAGGACUGCAUCAUCUGUAUGGAGAAGCUGUCUGUGGUGUCUGGGUACAGCGAUGUGACUGACAGCAAGACCAUCGGGCCCAUGGCCGUGGGCCGCUUGGCCAAGUGCAGCCACACCUUCCACCUGCUCUGCCUGCUGGCCAUGUACUGCAAUGGGAACAAGGAUGGAAGCUUGCAGUGUCCCUCCUGCAAAACAAUCUACGGGGAGAAGACUGGGACCCAGCCCCGAGGGAAGAUGGAGGUGUUCACGUUUCAGAUGUCCCUCCCCGGCCACGAGGACUGCGGGACGAUCCUCAUAGUCUACAACAUUCCCCAUGGCAUUCAGGGCCCUGAGCACCCCAACCCUGGAAAGCCCUUCACUGCCAGAGGGUUUCCCCGCCAGUGCUACCUUCCCGACAACGCCCAGGGCCGCAAGGUCCUGGAGCUGCUGAAGGUGGCCUGGAAGAGGCGCCUUAUCUUCACAGUAGGGACGUCCAGCACCACCGGGGAGACGGACACGGUGGUGUGGAACGAGAUCCACCACAAGACCGAGAUGGACCGCAACGUGACAGGCCACGGCUACCCCGACCCCAACUACCUGCAGAACGUGCUGGCCGAGCUGGCCGCCCAGGGGGUGACCGAGGACUGCCUGGAGCAGCAGUGACCCUCGGCCUGGCUGCCCCGGCUUCGCCCACCACGACGGCAGGCGGGAAGGUGCCUUUCCUCAGAGGCUGGGACGUUUGUCGGGGAUGCCAGCGGGCUCCCCAUGCCCGCCUGUCCCCUUCUCUGUGCCCGCCAGGCCUGGGUCUCCGUGGGAACCGGGCGAGCCUGGGAGUCAUGUGUGUGGGGGCUUCGGAUGCCGCUACCUCAGUGUGUGGGCCCCUCCGUCCUCGGCGGGCUGUGUGGGGCCCUCAGUGUCCGGGGUGACGAGAGGCUGCCUGCUGUGUGUGCCACCGGGGCAGGCCUGGGUUUGGUCAGCUUCUCAUACCUCAGAUGUUCUGUUUGCAAUAAACGCCCUAAAGCCAAA